Molecule: messenger RNA, 953 nt
Organism: Myotis daubentonii (Daubenton's bat)
Lineage: Eukaryota; Metazoa; Chordata; Mammalia; Chiroptera; Vespertilionidae
Gene: ANKRD7
Product: ankyrin repeat domain 7
Exons: 7
Coding region: 84-953 (289 amino acids)
Molecular function (GO): protein binding
Source: RefSeq, a predicted model, not a curated record
CGGGCCAGGCGGAGGGCCAUGCCGGGCGGUUGGAAGCCGCAGGGGCGCCCUAGUCUGACGGGAGGACGGUCUCCUCCGUGGCCAUGAAGAAGCUGUUCAGCUUCUGGAGAAGGAGCGAUGGGCCCCACAGCGCCUCCUCAGGGCAGCUCUUCCGGCCCUGGGUGGCUCCCCGGGUGCAGCCUGGCUACAGCCUUCGCGAUAGGGAUUUAAAGACUCUACAUAAAGCUGCUGCCCUCGGGGAUCUGGACAAGGUGAAGGAGUACCUGCUGCUCGGGAAGCAUGAUGUGAACGCUCCGGACAGAAAGUGCAGGACACCUUUGCACCUGGCCUGUGCUUUUGGAUGUUCAAAUGUUGUGUCUUUCUUAAUUGAGAAACAAUGCAAAAUAAACGUCUUCGAUAGUGAAAACAAAUCUCCAUUGAUUAAGGCCGUACAGUGUAAAAACGAGACUUGUGCUGCUAUGCUUCUAGACCAAGGUGCAGACCCAAAUAUAAUGGAUUUAGAUGGCAAUACUGCUCUUCAUUAUGCUGUCUAUGGCCAAAGUGUCGCAUUAGUAAAACAACUGCUUGAAUACAAAGUUAAUCUUGAAGCACAAAAUAAGGACGGAUGCACUCCACUUUUACUUGCUGUUACUGAAAACAAUGCAGAAAUAGUGAAAUUUCUUCUGAAGAGAGGAGCAGAUGCGAAUGCUUCAGAUCAGAAUCAAAGAACAGCCCUUAUGAUUGCUCUAAGUGAUGAACCAACAAAUUUGGUCAGUCUUCUUCUUCAGAAAGAAGUGGACCUAUCUUGCCAAGAUAUUUAUGGAUUCACAGCUGAGGAAUAUGCUUCUUUUAAUGGUUUUACUAUAUAUCAUCAUCUGAUUGCUAAUUAUGGAAAGAAGAAAGUUAAAAAGAUAUCUUAUAAAGGUACAACCUUGGACACUACAUUUGAUACAGAGCUGGAGGAAGAUGUGUAA